Molecule: messenger RNA, 533 nt
Organism: Triticum aestivum (bread wheat)
Lineage: Eukaryota; Viridiplantae; Streptophyta; Magnoliopsida; Poales; Poaceae
Exons: 2
Coding region: 84-473 (129 amino acids)
Source: RefSeq, a predicted model, not a curated record
ACCCGGCCCUUCUGGCUGCACCUCCGCCGUCACAGCAGCACCACACCACGCCGGCCUCGGAUGGAGUGGAUUAGGUGGCGCUCAUGGGGGCUCUCCACAACCUGACGCUGCAGAACUCCACCAACGGGUGGAUCGCGGAUUCAAGGCUUCUUCUCACAUUACCUCAGACCCAGGAUUCCAUCACCAAGGUGGCGCUGCACCGAUGCAACAGUAGCAGCGAGCUCUACCCCAUCUUCGCCAACAACGCUUCGAGUGACGCUGUCGUUUCCUUCACCGCCACCGUCUCCUGGCUCAUGGAUCUGUGGCAUCGCCGACUCGGCCACCCCGGCGCCCAUACUUUUUCCAAUAAAGGGUUUUCUUCAUGUAAUAAAACUCUGCUUGUGGACCACUUUGUCAUGCCUGCCAGUUGGGCAAGCAUGUUCGUUUGCCUUUUUAUCCAUCACGUAGCUCUACUAGUGCUGCUUUCGAAAUAAUGCAUUGUGAUCUCUGGACAGCUCCCAUCUCCUGUGUUUCUGGAAAUAACCUUAUCAUCG